Tachysurus fulvidraco (yellow catfish) is the source of this 3681-nucleotide messenger RNA. Its product is annotated as guanine nucleotide-binding protein G(t) subunit alpha-2-like. The record is from RefSeq and is a predicted model, not a curated record. Gene Ontology annotation, biological process: adenylate cyclase-modulating G protein-coupled receptor signaling pathway; detection of chemical stimulus involved in sensory perception of bitter taste. Gene Ontology annotation, cellular component: heterotrimeric G-protein complex; photoreceptor inner segment; photoreceptor outer segment. The transcript has 11 exons. Gene Ontology annotation, molecular function: GTPase activity; GTP binding; G protein-coupled receptor binding. Bases 2284 to 3267 code for a protein of 327 amino acids. Lineage: Eukaryota; Metazoa; Chordata; Actinopteri; Siluriformes; Bagridae.
CGCUACAACAGAGGGGAUUUAGAACUGCUCUCCCAUCGUUUCACCUGGAGAACCUCCGCUCAUCGAGGAACCAAAUGGACGAACUGAUUCUCCCCAUCUUCUCCACACUUACGCAGAGCAGGUCGCGUAACGGAGCUAUCGGGAAUUCUCCUCAUUCAUCCUGACCGGAGUUUACAUCCCACCGCACGCCAACCUGAGUGAUGCACUGCAAAACCUGGCAAACCAAAUAUCUGGCUUGGAGCAAAAUAAUCCGGAUUCUCUUUGUAUUAUUCUUAGAGACUUUACACGCGAACUUCCCAAAUACAGACAGCAUAUAAAUGUCCCACAGGGGAGAAAAAUACACUGGAUCAUUGCUACAGCGUCAUAAGGACGCAUAUGGCUCUGUACCCAGGGCAGCCUUGGGGAACUCUGAUCACUGCUUGGUUCGUCUUAUUCCAAUAUACAGGCAGAAACAGUGAAGAGAUGGAGCAGUGAGGCAAAGCAGGAACUACAGACUGUACAAGAAUGUCUGUACUUCUGAGUCACGAACAGCUGGAACCAAAUUCCUUUGUGUCAACAGACGUGGCCAAUAAACCUGAGUCUGAUUCCAUUACAUGCACAAAUUAAUUGAAAAUGUCGUGAACUCCCUCAGUUGCUUAAUGUAAAUAUAAAAAUUAAAGAAUGCAAACUAACAGUUAUUCAUAAACUGAGACAAAUCUGUCUGACUGUAGGUUUCUGCCACCAUGCGGUGAUCUCGUGCAUGCUGCAGUUAUAAAGGAAGCGAUAUUUACAGCACAAUAUGAUGUUCAUGAUGUAUAAUGGCAGCUCAGUUCCCUUUGCCAAGGCUUUUUCUUUAAACGCUGUUCAACAACAGCAUGAUUAUUGUAUUUUCAGCCCUCGAUCUGCUUCAUAACAUGUAAAUAACAUGUACAGCUGAAUGGAAUCUCACGUUUUUCUCAAAAUACACUCACUAUGCAGUUACAGCACCCCCUGUUGUGGGGCAGGUGGUUGUCAGUGUUCACAGUUACAGCAAGCUCCUUGUACCUUCCAUCCAUGGACCUGUGCAGAGAGAGAACCAGACGUCUGUCUAACACACAGAUCUGACAGACUGACAAACAGGGACAGGCUUCAGAAUGUCAGAACUGUAUGGAAAACAGACCUUGAUAACAUUUAUCAGACAGUGUGCAUCUGAACACCACAACGUCUGCAAGUGACAUACACGUGCACAAACAUGCACAGUUUGAAUUUUAUGUUUGUGACACAAAGUGUGUGUGCAGCUUGGAGUGUGUGCUUGUGCAUGUAUGUGUUUGCUGUAACACUUUAUGUACAUCAAAUGAUAUCCAUAAGAGCAGAGAGCUGUGUGCUCAAGGCUGUUGUCAGGUUCGUAAAAAAUAAAUAAAUUAAAUGAGUGUGUAAACUGACACGGAGGAAACAUCUGGAACACAGAGCUGAGGAGGAAACAUCACUUCUACACACACACACUGUGUGUGUGUGUGUGUGUGUGUGUGUGUGUGUGUGUGUGUGUGUGUGUGUGUGUGUGUUUGUGCACUCACUGGAUCAUUAAACAGUGUGUAAAGUGAGAGGAUAAAACAGAGCAGUAAAGAUUAACCAGUUAAAGGGUGUUGUCUACAAAAUCAUCUUCUGUUUGCUCUCAGUCUCUCUUAUCUCUUCUUUCCACACACACACGUACACACACACACACACACACACACACACACAUAUGUACACACAUGUACAGUACACGUAUACACAUGUACACACAUGCACACACGUACAGACACAUAAAUGUACACACACAAGUGAGUGUGUGUGUGUGUGUGCGUGUGUGUGUGUGUCUGUGUGUGUCUGUGUGUGUGUGUGUGUGUGCCUGAGCUGUGUGCCUCAUAUUCAGGACAAUUAGACCGUUAAUUCAGAUGUAGCAUUCAGUGAAAAUCCUUUUUGGUGUCCUGUGCUAUUUAAAGCAGUGUAAAGCUCCUGUUCCACUACACACACACACACACACACACACACACACACACACACACACACACACACCCUCUUCAUGUUUUUGCUGAAUUUAACACACACAUGAUUAAUAGCUAUAAAAACUGUAAUUGGGAUUAAGGUGUUGUUCCUUUGAGGUUUGUGGUGUGUGUGGAGUUUGCACCAGAAGUGGGUGGUGUUUAUCCUCAUGGAUCAGUGGAGGCUCUGAGAAAAGCGCUUUAGUUUUCCACCUGCUGACUCCAUCACACUUCCCCCAUCUCUUCUUCUACUACACAUCUUUCACUCUCUAUCACUCCUUCUCUCUGUUCUUCAGGAAGAACGAUGAGUUCAACAGAAAACUCCGUGAAGCUUCUGCUGCUUGGUGCAGGUGAAGCAGGAAAGAGCACCAUCAUGAAGCAGAUGAAGAUCCUGUAUCAUGGUGGAUUUACAAAAGAGGAGCAACUGGAGUAUAAAUCUGUGAUUUAUGGAAACAUGUUGCAGUCAGCACUUGCCAUCGUUGCUGGAAUGGAGAAACUCCAGAUUAAAUAUGACACAGAGACAGCAAAUGAAGAUGGAAUGAAGCUACAGAAGCUAGCAGACUCGGUGGCAGAGGGGACAAUGCCAGAUGAACUGAUUAGGAUCCUGAAGAGUUUAUGGGGAGAUGGAGGAGUUCAGAAUGCUAUUGAGAGAUCAGCCGAGCAUCAGCUCAAUGAUUCUGCUGCUUACUUCUUAGGUGAUCUGGACCGGAUCUGUGCUGCUGAUUAUGUGCCUGAUGAUCUGGAUGUUCUCCAUGCUCGUAUUAAAACCAGUGAGAUAGUUGAGGAACAGUUCACCUUUAAAGAGCUCAGCUUCAGGAUGUUUGAUGCAGGUGGUCAGCGUCCUGAGAGGAGGAACUGGAUUAAAUGUUUUGAAGAUGUGACCUGCAUCAUCUUUUGUGCUGCACUGAGUGCUUAUGACCUUGCACUGGUGGAGGAUGAGGAGGUGAACCGCAUGCAUGAGAGCCUCUACCUGUUUAACAGCAUCUGCAACCAUAAAUUCUUCAGCAGCUCCUCCAUUGUCCUGUUCCUCAACAAAACCGAUAUAUUUCUUGACAAAAUCACCAAGGUGCCACUGACAGUCUGCUUUCCAGGCUACAAAGGUUUGAACACAUUUGAGGAUGCAAGUAACUUCAUCAGGCAGCAAUAUGAGGAUCUGAACACCAACAAAGAGUCAAAGCCGAUCUACACACACCUGACCUGCGCUGUGGACACGGCCAGCAUCAACAGCAGCUUCAACACUGUUACUGACAUGAUCAUCAAAAACCUGAAGGAGUGUGGACAGCUCUGAUCUCUCUCUUUCACACACACACACACACACACACACACACACACACACACACACACACACACACACACACCUCCUGUCAGGCUUGGAUGACUUCCUUUGGCAGACUCUGCUUCAGUCUUCAGUCUAAUUCAGUCCUGUGGCUUGUAGAAAAUUAUGUAUUGAUAUAUUUUAAGCAAAUAUUAUAUUAUGAAAUAAUAAAUUAGAUAAUUAUACAAAUAAACUAAGAAUUAUAUACUUAAACAUCCAUUAGACAAGGAUCAGAGCACAAUUUACACAGAAGGCAUUGCUGCACUCACUUUUGUGCUGAAUAUUUUAAAUGGUACUGAUCUGAUAUGAUGCUGUAGUGUAUCGUGGAAAAUACAAGAACCACAAACAGCUUAAAUGGCCUGUGUUCAAUAAAUGUAGAGUUCUGAG